AUGAAGCAUUCAACAGUUAGCAUCAGUGCUUUAAGCGACGAAAUGUUACUUGCCAUUUGGAUGAAACUUAAUAAUGUUGAUGUAUUAUAUUCACUGAUAGGUGUUAAUAAAAAACUCGAUCAAUUAGCUCAAGAUAUUACCUUUACACAAUCUAUUGAUUUGGUGAAAAUAUUAUCAAAUAACAAGAGUAAGUCAAAAACAAAGUCAAUAUUGGAUCGAUUCUGUUUUGACAUAAUACCUCAAAUUCAACACAAUAUUGAAUCAUUGACUCUUGAUCGAUUAUCAAUUGAUCGUGUUCUUUCCAUUGGAAAUUAUAUUAAAUUAUGGAAACUUACUCUUGUUAAUCUUCCACUUAAAAUGGCAUGUCAUAUUUUCAAUGACGAGUCAUCAUUUAUUCAUAUGUUCAAACAUCAAAUUUUGCAUCUUGUCAUAAAGAUUAAUCAUAUAAAAUUUUCAAAAAAACAGCAUGUAGCAGCUACAAAUGUUUUUUCUAAUAUUAUUACUAUAUUCACCAAUCUAAAUCAUUUCGAAUUUGGUUUCGAAGAUCAUUUUGAAUAUUCACCAUUAUCACUUAUUAAUUUAUCAUCUACAAUAUUUUAUUCAACAAGUAUUAGUUAUUUAAAUGUGACGGUACAAUAUUUUAAUGACUGUCUUUGUUUACUUGAUGGACGUUUCACUCAAUUAUAUACAGUUAUUGUAAAGGUUGAAANAUAA
Rotaria sp. Silwood2 is the source of this 714-nucleotide messenger RNA. The record is from the annotation of a GenBank genome assembly. NCBI's taxonomy places the organism in Eukaryota, Metazoa, Rotifera, Eurotatoria, Philodinida, Philodinidae.